Molecule: messenger RNA, 7007 nt
Organism: Sebastes umbrosus (honeycomb rockfish)
Lineage: Eukaryota; Metazoa; Chordata; Actinopteri; Perciformes; Sebastidae
Product: potassium voltage-gated channel subfamily B member 1-like
Exons: 3
Coding region: 488-2890 (800 amino acids)
Biological process (GO): protein homooligomerization; potassium ion transmembrane transport
Cellular component (GO): membrane; voltage-gated potassium channel complex
Molecular function (GO): protein binding; delayed rectifier potassium channel activity
Source: RefSeq, a predicted model, not a curated record
CAGGCUGCAGCUGCUGGAGGAGCCGGAGUGAAAUCAGCCUCCUGCAGGAUCCCAGUCCCAGUCACAGUUACUGUGAGCAGGUUGAGAGGAGGAGAGACAGCAUCCACUCUCAACAACAGUCUUACUUGUUGAUUCACCCCAUCAGGACAGGGACGGACAUGUGGACAAGCUGAAAUCUGCUUUAAAAAACACUUGUCUUCUCCAACAUGUCGCCAUACUGUAGCUCAUGAUGCCUCCUCCAUCCUCUCCCAGCGGAGCUCCGGAGACCUGCACGGACACUGUACAAGUUUGCACGCGUUUACUCCUGAAAUGUUGCUGAUGUCCAUCCAUGAGGAGGUGAAUCGGGAUAAACUGGAGACACAAACAAGAAGGACCGAGGUCGGGGACCCUGAUGCGCUCAUCUACAGGACCAUGUCUUCUUCUUAAUCUGCCGGACUGCAUCUUCCAGUCUUUUCAAGCGACCGAGUGAGUUGAGUUGAAGUUGAAGAUGAUCAAAACGGGGCCUCGGUCGGGCACCUCGCUGGUGCCGCCGGACACCAUGGACAUCAUCCGCAGCAAGACGAACACCCGCCGGGUGAAACUCAACGUCGGCGGCCUCCUCCACGAGGUCCUGUGGAGGACGCUGGACCGGCUGCCCCGCACCAGACUGGGCAAACUGUGGGACUGCAACACCCACGAGUCCAUCAUUGAGAUCUGCGACGACUACAGCGUGGAUAACAGCGAGUACUUCUUCGACAGGCACCCCGGCGCCUUCACCUCCAUCCUGAACUUCUACCGCACCGGCAAGUUGCACAUGAUGGAGGAGAUGUGCGCCCUGUCCUUCAGCCAAGAGCUGGACUUCUGGGGCAUCGACGAGAUCUACCUGGAGUCCUGCUGCCAGGCCAGGUACCACCAGAAGAAGGAGCAGAUGAACGAGGAGCUGAAGAGAGAGGCCGAGAACACGAGGGACAGGGGAGGAGAGGAGUUUACCACCACGUGUUGCUCCGAGAAGAGGCAGAAGCUGUGGGACCUCCUGGAGAAGCCCAGCUCAUCGUUUGCUGCUAAGAUCCUGGCAGUCAUCUCCAUCCUCUUCAUUGUGUUGUCCACCAUUGCCUUGUCUCUGAACACCCUUCCAGAGCUGCAGGACGUGGAUGAGUUUGGUCAAUCCACAGACAACCCGCAACUGGCCCACGUGGAAGCUGUGUGUAUCGCCUGGUUCACCAUGGAGUACCUGCUUCGCUUCCUCUCUUCCCCCAACAAGUGGAAGUUCUUUAAGGGUCCUCUGAAUAUCAUCGACCUGCUGGCCAUCUUGCCCUACUACGUCACCAUCUUCCUGACAGAAUCCAACAAGAGCGUGCUGCAAUUUCAGAACGUCCGCCGCGUGGUUCAGAUUUUCCGGAUCAUGCGGAUCUUGCGUAUUUUGAAGCUGGCUCGUCACUCCACAGGUCUCCAGUCUCUGGGUUUCACUCUCAGGAGGAGCUACAAUGAGCUGGGCCUGCUGAUCCUUUUCUUGGCCAUGGGCAUCAUGAUCUUCUCCAGUCUGGUGUUCUUCGCCGAAAAGGAUGAAGAGGACACCAAGUUCAAAAGCAUCCCAGCUUCUUUCUGGUGGGCUACCAUUACCAUGACAACAGUAGGCUAUGGCGAUAUCUACCCAAAAACUCUACUGGGAAAGAUAGUUGGGGGUUUGUGCUGCAUCGCCGGAGUACUGGUGAUUGCCCUGCCUAUCCCCAUCAUCGUGAAUAACUUCUCUGAGUUCUACAAAGAGCAGAAGAGGCAGGAGAAAGCCGUCAAAAGAAGGGAGGCUCUGGAGAGGGCUAAGAGAAACGGUAGCAUUGUUUCUAUGAACAUGAAAGAUGCAUUUGGCCGCAGUGUAGAGCUCAUGGAUAUAAUGGUGGAAAAUACCGAUGAAAAGACGGAGAAGAUGCACGAUAAUCAUGUGUCUCCUUGUCUGCCGAAAGGGACACCCAAACUCAAGUCAUAUUUGAGCCCCAGCAGCCCCAGUAGGACACUCGAAUCAAGCUACCAAGAACAGGCCAAGCCCUCGAGCAGCCCUCAGCAUCUUAGCGCACAGAAACUGGAGGUGAUGUACAACAAGAUGGCCAACGCUCAGUCACAACCCGACCUUGACAGCAAGGAAAAGGGGCCGCCGUCCAAAGCGGUUAGGCAGAAAGUUGAAUUAGAGAUGGGAAGUAUUCCCGCUGAAGCCAUCACAAGCAAAGCAGGAACGAUUACAGACAUGAGGAGCAUGUCCAGCAUUGACAGCUUCAUCAGCUGUGCCACCGAUUUCCCUGAGAGCUCUCGCUUUUCCCUCAGCCCGCCAGGUAGGGUCAGCACCAACCCCAGCCUGGAACCCACCUUGGAGAAUGAGCACGAAGGGUCCCAGGGCACCAAUACACCCCUGACAGGAAGAGGCGCCAAACCCAGCCCGCAUUCUGACAGUCCCAAGGCUGUGCGCAUCAACAACCCGAUCAGAAGCCACUCACUCAAGGUCAACUUCAGAGCUAGGGAGGAUUCAGGGACGGGGGCCCUCUCGGACAGCUCGUCGGUCCAGAGCCCCGAAGUGUCCGUCUACACAACUGCCAGAAGCACGACACCCAGCAAGAGCCCGGAGAAUUUACUGCCCAGCAGCCUCUUCACAUUCCACGAUGCAUCCAUCAAUAAAUUCAUUGAUGCCGACACAGAUGAGGAGGAGCACCUGCAUGACGGUUCAGGCACCAACCCAUCCCAAAGACUCAUGGAAAGAGUCAGCCCAAUGUUUGGCCAUCACUCCAGCUUCCAGCAAGGGCCCAACCACAUGGAGGGCCUGCAGGGGAAGCUGGGGAACAGCGUGCUGCCACUAGAAGGGCAGGAGAACCACGUGGCUCAGGAGCUGCAGCCACUUCAGGGAGAGCCGAGUCACUCUAACGCUUAAAAGUUACAAUAAGGGAGAGGCCACAGAGGAAACAGACAGGAGAGGAGGAAGCAGAACUAUAAGAAGCACAGUGAACUCAGCAAAACUGAACAUCCCCAAAAAAUAUGAAAGGCACUGAAAACAUUUGCAGGAACAUUUGAAGAAUUGUAAUGCGAAAUGCUUCUGCCAUGAAAAUAGUUGUGGACAAUGGGAAAGUGUGUUUUUGCUCUCGAACUUUUUCCUACCAAGGACUCCUGAAUUAAUUAAUUUCGCAGAGGACUCUGAUCUAAGAGGUUUUAAAAAAAUGGCAAGGAAUGCCCGUCUGGUAGUUUUUACUAUUUAUACAUUUGCCCAGAUCAUCGUAUAAUAAUUACAGCCUAGUUGUAAGAGUAUAAGAUAUUGUUUUUAUAAGCAAAAACCUAUUUUUCUGACAUCCCUGGAUAAAGCCACUAUAGCACAAGCUGUCCAAUCAGUAGCAAACCACAAAGAGGAUUGACACAUGGCACUACAAAAUGGGAAACUCCUUCAGCUUUAGUUCAAACUAUGUUGCUGUGUGAAGAGGGAACUUGCAUUUUUCUUUGUUAUCGGUGUAUAAUUAUGGCAUUACAAAGGCAACAGUGUGUUUUGGAAAUGUAUAGUUUGCUUCCUUUAACUUCCUUCCUCAAAACUGGCCUUAGUUUAUGUUGUCACUCGUGUUUUAUGUUUGUGUGAGUGAGGAAGAGAGACAUAGACAGCACAUACAUACUGUAUAUAUAUAUAUAUAUAUAGCAUAUUUAUUAUUAUGUAGCGUUCUUGAUCUCUCAAGUGUGAACUUGAGGAGAAUCAAGUAUUUCAGACUUUAGUGUCUAUAUUUUUUACUGCACAGAAUAGACAACACACAGAGAGACACUGUGAGGCUGCAUCCAUCGAUUACUUUCUUGUUCCCAUUGUGCCCGACUGUUGGCAAGAGAGAGCACCUUAACAUGAUAAUUAUUUUUAUUAUGAACACAGAAAAAAACCCUCUUUAUUCUUGUUUGUAUUGGUGUUUGUAUUGGUGUAAUCAGAGUUUGAAUCUGGAGAAAAUCGAAAAGUCUUAUGUGUUAUUUCAAAGUGUUCUCAAAAGGUGUUUCAAAGGAGUCAUCAACUACUGUAGCUAAUAAUCUGAACUUCACUAUAGCUGGAAAAACAGCACUGAAAAUCAAUGAGAUUUUCUAUGUUGAACCUCCAGUUUUGUAGGAGUGUGAGUAUUGUACGUGUACAACUACAAAAAUAGAAUAUUACAAGGAAAACACAUUUAUUGUACAAGGUAAAGAAUGAAAUCAAUUUAUAUUUUUAAAGAUAUUUUCUAAACGAACGGACUCGUAGACAAAUAUAUUGUGCUAAUCCCGUAGUUUUGCAUUUCGAUAAGUGUACUGCAUUAUUUUGAUGGAGUUGCAUUUGUUAGACAAUAUACUGUAGUAGAGGAAUUUGUAUUGUUUGCGAGUUUGUCUCCUCGUAAAUGUCUGUCCCUCUAUCCUUUGUGCAAUGUGAAGAACCAAAGAAUUGUUCUUUCUUUACAGAUGAUGGUAUGUUUUACUGUUUUAUCUAAAAAAAAAUGUAAGAAAGUUAAGCAUUCCUUUUCUAAAUCUGACAUAUUUCAGGGAGCCAUACUUGCUCGUUCGGUACAAACAUGUAAGCAGAUGAGAGGACCGGCCUCUGAAGAGGAAAGCUGUUGACAGGGAAUGAAAAGAGAGGAUAGACGGCACUUUAUUUUUAAUCCAUUUCGAAAAGCUAAUUUGAUUAUUUACACACUGUGGAUCUUGGCAAGUGGUUCGCUUCCAGAGAUCCAAAACAUCACGCUCAUACGAGUUCACAUGACAUCUCUUACAAACAUAAAGCCACCUCGCAGCUAUACGUACAGCUCAGGCACACAAACUGCAUGGAGGAGGUACCUUGUGUGUCUGCAGGCCGCUUUAGCUACACCAAAUAUCCUGCAUCCUGCUUUUUCUGUAUGCAUCCGACCUGGGUGGUGAUCAUCUGGUGCUCUCAUGCUCUUUGCUACAUUACUCAUGCAAGCAUGGUUUUACAGCGUUAUUAACUUUACAACAUAACAUCCAGGCAUGCUACAAAGCAUCUAUUUUUAAUCUUUUACGCUUACAGAAAUAGAAGUAUUUACGCUGUAUGGUUGUUUGCAAUCAUUAGACAUAAUAUGAGUUAGGUAUUUCCGUGCCUUUGCUUUUAACAGACACCUGCCCCGCACUCUGAAUCUAUCACUGUUUAAUGGAGCCCAAAUGACAAUUAAACAAACUGUACAGCAAAUAAACACAUAGAGAACUGGGUCAUUAUGCUGUCAGGCUGCUAUAUUAGAUACCCACACUCCUCCCUCUAAUGUCUCUCCUGUACACCUACCCAACAUUUACAUGAAAAAGGCCCAAUCCACCAAAACAAACUCACCCAGCAGAGUGAACGGCCCACUGUUUCCAUGGUGAUGGUUGAGAUGACUGGAUGGCUGGCAUUUGAUGCAAGCCUUAAAGUCCUUAAAGACUCUAAUAACAUAUUGCAAAUAUACACAGUGUUUACAUUCGGUUCAUGAAUUCACUCAAUCCGUCAUUCAUCUCUUUUCUUCCUCGUCACCUGUGGCUUCAAAAAUGAUAUAAACAGCUAACUCGAUUGUGGACCUUUAACACCUCUCAGCAAAUUAUAAAAGAACAGGCAACCUAUGCUUGAAACUAAGGUGCUGUUGCUAUGACGUGUAUGUUCACUUCACCCCUGUGAAGGGAGUAAGUGUGAAAUGUGAAUGGAAUAGGAACAAGCGGUGUGUGACAGAGAGAGCUGUGCGGCCUGAUUACAACUGACGUCCCCAACGAUUGGCUGUAGCACUCGGCUCCUUCACUUCAUGUCCAGCUUCAGCCCAAAUCUUCAACACAGACAAGAUGAUCAUUCUCAUGCUCUUUCAAAGCAUUCCCUCAGACAAGACAAUCGGCAUCACGCUCUGUCAUUGAGAAAGUUACACACACACACACGUGCACUCAGGUGUGUUUUUUCCAUUACAAGCACUGUGUGCUGGAGUCUUUUGUGCAGAAUGACAAUGCAGAAAUGGCAGCUGGGUUGAGGCAUCCUUUUGAGGAUGUGUUCAUUUCUGGGAUUCUAUAAAUACCUUCCUGGGCAUGCAGAGGGAGGGUCUGGGCCAGAAGGAAAAGGCUCAGUUACAGCUGUGUCUUUGGUUGUGAUGGUGUCAUGGAGGAACAAACUUUGUAACAGAAGACUCUGAUGAAAGGGGGGGGGCUACGGAGGUUUACGAGAAACUGUACAAACAGUCACUGGUGUGUGGGAUUUGUUACAGUCCAGCCCUCAACGCUGCAUGGUAAUGGUAUAAAACUGUCAAACUGACAAAAGGCCGUAUGACUUUCUCUACUGAAGGCAUUAGAAACACAAGAUAAAAAGGGAGGGUGUCUUACACAGUGCAGAUUCAUUACCAUUCAUCACACAACAGUCAGACAUGCAGUAAAUACUGAUAAACCUUUGGAGUUGAGCCUCUCGUCCUAGUGGACUUACUUCCAAACAAGCCAUAGUCUAUUUAAAUGGGUACAACUCUUUCCUCUGUUGGAUGAAUGUUAACAAUGUCCUUAUUGCUUUUUAUAUCUUUUUUUUUUCUUGUUUUUCUGAACUGCACUUUAUUGAUUUUUCUGUAUUAAUCUCUGCUUUCUAGUAACCAUGCAAAUAAACAAUGUCAACAUACGAAGGUUCAAAUACAAUUUUCAAAAGCACAAGUCAAUAAUAAUAAUAAUAAUAAUGUCAAUAAGUAUCAUUUUCUUUAAGCACAACACGCCACACUAGAGGUUUAAGCCAAAUACAGACACGUAAUUUAAUGGUCAGAAUCUUCCCCCUUCUUCAGGGAAUUAAUCACCUCUGUUCAACUCACACAGGUCGGUACGCUGCCCUCGCUGUGUGUGGGGAGAUGGUUGUUUUGUAAAGUUUCAUACUUUGUACCAGUUGACUUUGUAGAAUAUUAUCUUUGUGGGUUCCUGUUGUUCAACGCAUGUAGCGCUAUUAAACUUUGACACACAGAACUUGUAAAUAUCAUCUAAGCAGCUGUAGGACAAUGUCUAUAUGAUCAGCAAUUUUGAAGCAAUUUUCUCCUUUUACUGACUGAUGCUUAAUAAAAGAAAAUAAUCCAGUG